Molecule: messenger RNA, 3332 nt
Organism: Rhinolophus ferrumequinum (greater horseshoe bat)
Lineage: Eukaryota; Metazoa; Chordata; Mammalia; Chiroptera; Rhinolophidae
Gene: VAMP1
Product: vesicle associated membrane protein 1
Exons: 5
Coding region: 167-583 (138 amino acids)
Biological process (GO): SNARE complex assembly; vesicle fusion; vesicle-mediated transport
Cellular component (GO): plasma membrane; SNARE complex
Molecular function (GO): SNAP receptor activity; syntaxin binding
Source: RefSeq, a predicted model, not a curated record
CUGGUACUCGCGCGGCAGCUGCAGUAAGUUCUACCGCCGCUCGAUCUGUGGUUGGUCAACUAGAGGCGGGACUGGGCAGUUCCGUCGACUUCAGCCGCAGCGUUUCCCUCUCGGGUGUCUUCCCGCAGCCUCUGGAGAGAAGACGGACCCUCCCUCUGUCAGAGAAAUGUCUGCUCCAGCUCAGCCACCUACCGAAGGGGCAGAAGGGGCUGCCCCAGGUGGGGGUCCCCCUGGCCCUCCUCCUAAUACGAGUAGUAACAGACGACUACAGCAAACCCAGGCACAAGUUGAGGAGGUGGUGGACAUCAUGCGUGUGAAUGUGGACAAGGUCCUGAAGAGGGACGAGAUACUGUCAGAGCUGGAUGACCGAGCUGACGCCUUGCAGAUGGGAGCGUCACAAUUUGAGAGCAGUGCUGCCAAGCUAAAGAGGAAGUAUUGGUGGAAAAACUGCAAGAUGAUGAUCAUGCUGGGAGCGAUCUGUGCCAUCAUCGUGGUAGUUAUUGUAAGACCUCCAUCCUCAGAGGACUGGCUUUCUAACUCCAUGGCUGUUUCCCAUGAUAGUAAGAUGGCUGCCACAGCAUAGACAUCAUGUCUUCAAACAAACAUCCCCCAGACAAGAAAGAAAGGACAAGGAAAACCAAAAACCUUUUCCUAAUGAUGCUUUUUUUUUGUCCUGGGAACGAGACUUCCCUGUACCUGUCACUGGCCAGAAAUGGAUCCCGGGCCCCAUCCUAAACCAAUUCCUGGCAAAGGGGAAUGGGUUUAUUGGCUCCCGGGACUGGAGGAAGGGCCUCCCCUCCUGAUAUCAUGGAAUCUCUGCCUUAGUACAGGAAAGGAGUUCCGUUCCUAGGACAGGUGCAGAAGCCUGCUGGGUAGGUAGCAGAAAGAGUCCAUCACAGCUGUCAAUGUGAACCCCUCCAUCUUUUGAAAAAAGAAAUUCUUAGUUACCCCAGGACUACAUGCCCCCACAUGUCCCACUGCUGCCGCUCUAUACACAGUUACGUCCAUCUCUCUCCUGGACUGCUGCCUUAGCCUCCUUACUGGCCUCCCCACACCCAUGCUGACAUUGGUUGGAUUCAGUACUGGCUUUCUCCUCCAUGUAGUAUAGGAGUGGGGUUCUCAAAAAUAAUAUAUGAGAGACUAUCUAGAUUCAGACUUAAUUAUCCCAUGAUUAGCUACUACGGUAUCUGGUUCCAUCUUUCGAAGGCAGCAGUCAAGAGGCUGUCUUCAUUGAUUUUUCUAUCAGCUUUCAUUCUAAACAAGAACUCUCUCAGUAUAAAGUGUGCUCUGUCAAUGUGUCAUGGAGCCUGUAUUAUAAUAACUCAGCACUGGCAAAAUAGGCACGGGCAGUGUUACAGGCUGAAUUGUGUCUUCCACAGUUCAUAUGUUGGAGUCUUAAUCCCCAGCACUUAGAAUGUGAGGUAUAUUUGGUCUUUAAAAGGAUAAUUAAAUUAAAGUGAGGCCAUUCAGGUGGGCCUGAAUCUAGUGUAACUGGUUUUCUUAUAAGAAGAGAUUAGGACACAGAGACACACAAAACGGGAAGACCUCGUGAAGACACAGGGAGAAAACAGCCAUCAGCAAGCCAAGGAGAGAGGCCUCAGAAGAAACCAACUCUGCCGACACCUUGAUCUUGGACUUGUAGCCUCUAGAACUGUGAGAAAAUAAUUGUUUUUUAAGCCUCCCAAUCUGCGGUACUUUGUUAUGGUAACUGUAGCAAAUUAAUAUAGGCAGAUAUAAUCCUAAAUUUGAAUGGUGUUACAUAGGACGGUGCCUUAGCAUCACUUCUUUAAAAAUUUUUUCCUUUUAUUUUGUUGCAAAUGUAUAAAAUUUGUUUUUUAUCUAAACACAUUGGAACAUUUAUUAAGGAUUUAUGUUGUCUGGCUCUAGCAUACUGCGAGAGCAGGAUUUAACUAUCUAAAGAUACAGCUUACCAUUCUUUACGUCUCAACAAAGGAAGUUGGAUCUAAUACUUUGAUGGUCAACCUUAAAUAACCCCUCACUUGGAUCAGACGGCUCCCGGAGUAUGUGAUUUAUAGCCACACCAUCUUGAUGAGCCCCAGCAACGGAGUUCUUAACACUAGACCCAGACGUGGCCUUUUAUGGAAGGAGCAGUCAGCUGGCCGCCGCUCCCCUCACAAUCCUUCAAGCUAAGAUCGUCUCUACCAGGCAGCAUGGUAGAUAAAUUCUGGGGGCCCAAACAGUUACAAAUCAGAGAGCUUGAGAAGAUUUAAAGUUCUUUUGGGGGAAAAAAAAUAAGGUGAAAUAAACAGUGAAAAUCAUGAGUUCUCCUUCUGAGUGAAAGAAGACCAGCCUGGAUCCCUAUACCAACACAAGGUGAACUUGACCUCUCACAUUUUAUGUCUCAAGUGCAUAUCCUUCCUUGCAGUCAACCUUGCAGAACACUGUUUUACUCUGCAUUGUGGCUGUGAGACUUAAUGCCUGUGGAACAUGCAGGAGGUCUGACUCUUUGAGGAAACCAGCCCAUCUUACCCAUGCAGAGAAAUUCUGGAAGGAUGUGGUAUGUGAAGUUUUUACCCAAGAGGCCUCUCGAGCCAGACUAACUGGGUGCAAAUCCCAGCUUUGCCAUUUGCAGCUGGAUUGGGCAAGCAACUUACCCUCUCUGUGCCUCAGUUUCCUUAGUUGUUAAAUGGGACUAGUGAUAAUACCUAGUUCAUGGGGAUGUUGUGAGCAUUACAUAAAUUAUUAUUGUAAAGCAUUUAAACACUGCCUGGCAUGUGGUCAGCGAUAACUGGCUAAUACUGUUAUUUCUUGAGUUACAUAGACCAGUCCCUCAUAGAAAUACCUUUGUGGGAUUACAUUUUCAUGUUUUGAUUUUUGCCUUUGACAUUGCCCCAAUGGAACAGUGUUUCUGUAUCAAUCCCAAGAAAAUAAAUUAUCUACGUCUCAAUGUCCAAUUUAUUUGCAUAUGGUUACAAUUUAUAAAUACACUUGACGUUUCCCCCACCUCUGAAACUCUCUCUGGCCAGAAAUGGAUCCUGGGCCCCAUUAUACCUAGUAACUAGCCAAACACCCAGUUUUUCAUGACUCCCUUUCCUCUCUAGGAGGGGAGGACAGGGCUGGUCUUCAUACAGGGUCUACCUCAGUCCCUGGAAAGUGUGGCUCCUCAAAGCGCUGCAGCUUGGAGGUGAACGCCAUGAAUCCGUUAGAGGUCCCAGGGAUGUGACCAUGUAGCUGGCUCCAUUCUGUGCCAUGUUUUGGGUGUAGAGUGCCAUGGUGGGCAGCAGCAGACAUCAUAGGUUCUGUCUGUGCCUGAAGCUGAGCUGGUGCAGCCCCAGCAGGCAGGGGGGUUCUGCAAUGAAGUCUCAGGCAGU